AUGGCUCUCCGCCGCACGCCGCGUGGCGCGCUGGCGCGCUACUUCUCGAGGGAGCGCGAGGUGAAGGUGGCCUGCGACGCGUUGGCGGAGAGCAUCCAAACGGGAGAUUCAGCUUGGUUCGAGCGCGUCAUCCAACAGCUCCGCGGCGUGCUGCUGGAGCGGCAGAACGAUGCCGCCGUUGCCGCUGUCGAAGCCUCUGCGCGGCCACCAGCGUUGAAAGCGGCACUGGUGGUUUCACCGAAAGCUGCGCCGGUGUCCACGUUUCCCACGGCAAGACCGGAGGUGUCGCAGAAGCCGCCGGACUCGGAUCUUGACGAGGCGCCCCCAUGGCUCCAAGCCCUGCGGCUGCUGGAGGAAGCCGCACGGCCGCCAGGAACCGCCAAGGCGGCCAAGACGGUGGAGAACCAACGAGCAGAAGGAUAUUUUCCGGCAACUGCACCAGCUCCAGAAGAUCUCCAAGACCAGCAGCUGCAAGCCUAUCUGAAGAGUUUCUCCCCAGAUCCUCCGCAAGCUCUGGAGCCUGGUUGGGCCAAGGCCAUUCGCUUGUUGGAAGCUGCCCCGGUGAGCCGAAGAUCGUCAGAACCAGUGCAACCCAGAGCGACAGAAGCGGUCAAGGCCCCACCGGAGAUGGCCCCGGACCGACAACGCAACGUGCGGAUGCAGAGCUACCAGGCGCUGCUGCAGCAGAGCGCCACAGCAAAGCCUGGCGCUGCGCUGCCGGACUGGCGGCCGAAGCGGGAAACCGAGAAGGUGGAAACGGUGAAGGAGGUCAAGGCAGCGGUGAAACCACCGCCGGUGCCGAAAAGUAAGGCGCCAGCUGAAGACGUGGGCAUCGGCCGCGGUCACCUGGUCCCGUCUCAGCCCGGCCCGCUGCACGACGACGACGAGUUUGAUGUGGUGGACGGGGAGCUGCGGAAGGAGGACCUGGUGUGGUCGGAGCACGAGUUCAACGACGGGGACCGGGAAAAUCGCCGAGUGUUGCGGAAGUUCACCAAGGAGUUCAAAAAGAUGGCAGAAGACAUCCCCGAAGGCAUCCGAAAUCCAAAGCUCCUCACUGCUGCUUUGGAUCUAGCCUUGGCUUGCGUGAAGUGUUACGAGUUGGAUAAGGCGGAUGCCAUCUACCGCCGUGUGCUGGGCGAAUGCCGACGCCGCGGGAUGCCGUGGGACGUAAAGUGUUUGCAGGACCUGGCCACGCUGCGCUGCAAGCAGCACCGCCAGGCGGACGCCGCGGAGCUGCUGGAGGAGUUGGCACAGAAGGCGCCGCCGCAUCCGGCGACCUUCAUCAACCUGGGCACGGUCUACAACCAGCUGCGGCAAUACGAAAAAGCUGAAUCCUGGUUCCACCAAGCUGUAAAUCUCAAGGGUGGCACACCGGAACGAGAAGACGUGUGGAACCUGGCGAUUUGCAAGAAAAACAUGGGUCGCUACGACGAAGCCUUGCCCAUGCUGCAGCAAGCGUUGGCGGAAUUUCAGCUGCACGAACCGCACCAUCCAGUUACCAUUGCCAAACUGCAUAGCUCCCUGGGUGGCUGCUUGCACGACAUGGGUCGCUUCUCAGAAGCUGCUGAACAGUAUGGAGAAGCCUAUGACCUCUACUCGUCCACCGUUGGACGGCGGUCGCCCUUAUUCUGUGGUGCCGCGGAGGGGAAGGCCAAAGCUUUGCAGAAGGAGGGCAAACUGCAAGAGGCCUUCGAGGCAUUGGAGGAGGCAUUUGGCGUUCAUGCGAGAUGCGAUUCGGUCCAUCCUACGCCAUUGUUCGAAUGCUUGGAGAUGGCUCUCAGGCUCCAUGAUGAGUGUCCGACUUUGGACCUGUCCAGUCUGAAGCCUAUCAUUGAGGAUGGCUUGAAAAACUUGGAAAGUCGCGGGCAACACGAAGAUGGCAAUGCUGGUUUGGUCAUGAGCCGCGCCGGGAAAGUCCUCCUGCGCUGCGACGGCGACGACGUCUUUGCCACGGCUCUGCUGCGGAACGGGCAGCGCUUGAUUCGGGAGGCGCAUGAGGCGAAGGAGGCGGACUUGGCGCAUGAGAUUUUGGAGGACAGCGAUGCUUCACCCAAGAGAGAUCUGGAAGAGGAUGUCAAGAUCUUGCGACUCUUCCUGUUCUAUGUGCCUCAAACGGAUGCCUGGAUCAUCAGUGAUGCGCCCGACCUUGCGGGCAACGUCAUUGCAGACUGCGGCCCUUUAAAUGAAGGGAAAGAUUUGGAACAAAUCUGGCGAGUUUGGGACGGUGACGGCUGGAAAGAGGACCACAACAUCUCGGCCGAGAUCAUUGGAGCCUCCGAGCUCACGUGCUUGACGGCGGGUGGGAAACGCAGCUAUAGGGGCGCGCUGGGAACCAGGAAACCUGUGCUGGACCUCUUGGACAACAAGUUCGAACGCUUGAUUUUCUUGUUCACCGAAUGGAGACAAGUAAACCUGCAACAGCACGACCAAGUCGUCCAGAUGCUUGCGAACCAAGCGCAUGUACUGAACCGGAGGGAUGAAGCCCAAGAUCCUAUGUACAAUCAACACAGUUCGGGCUCGCGCACGAGCUUUCUACCGGAGACGCCGAAGGACGAGUUCGAUGCAGCGAUCCUCUCCGGGCGCUUUGACGGCCGUGAGAAUCGCAGCUCGCUCCUCUCUUUGAACGUGCCAGAGCAGGAGAAACCGGAGACAAUUUCUUUGGCAAUCCCUCAGAUCGGUCCGACCGACCGGAGCAAUAGCAAUUCUUCUGCGAGAGAUCAGCGGACGGAGGCGCAAAUAAGGCAUCGACACACAUCAGAAUCCCAUCAUCGAGAGAAGCACACGGGAACAAUGAAAGGCGGUGUGAAGAGUUGGAGUGUUCAUGAUGUGAACCUGAACGGUGGUUUGAGGAGCAUGACCGCCGUCGCCGAAGCCGACUCCUGGGCCCAGAACGUCCGCUCGCGGAUGUCGCUUCGGUCGCACCGCUCGGGGGAAGAUGUGAAGAAGGUCAUGUCGCAACGCGUGAGGGUGCAAGACAUGGAGGCGGCUUUUUUGGAGAGCGUGGUAGGCCAGAGGAGGUCGUUGGUCCUCGCUCCGGUACCAGCGGAACCGGAACCGCCAAGUGUUGCCAUGGAAACGCUUCCUUCGCCGCAGCCACUGGGCCAGUCCCACGCUGCAAGUCCUUCGCUUCUGGAACCGGUACGGAAGAACACCAUCACCAGCAACAGCAUGGAGAUAGAGAACUUGGUGAGAUUGAGCAACCGCGCAGAGACCGCCAUCCUUGACCAAAUGUCCGGUGCAGAUUCCCCCGCACAGAGUGCGUUGAGCCAGGACAGAGGCUGUGAGAUCUCGUUAAAAGUGCCGCAGUGCCUGCUCGGCUUUGUGUUGCUCUUGAGCGUUUGCAACGUGGUCUUAUACGCCAUCUUCCGUUUCCUUCGUCACCACGUGGCUUGGGAUGGCCUGACGGUGAUUGCCAACAGCUUCUUUACCUGCGCUGCAGUUCUCUCGUCUGUUUUCCUCAGGGACGCUUUACGAUCGACGGAUUUGGAACUCACAAUGGGGAAGCUGCACUCAUUUGUGGAUGACGUGAUGCACGAAUGGUGGAGGUUAUCUUACAUUGAGCAAUGGAGGAGUUGUGUCUUUUGGAUUCUCUGGGUCAUCGUCUUUUUGGCUGGGCAGGUGCUACGGGAGUGGUACUUAGAAGAGGCCAUGGACCCGAGCUCUGCGCUGGAGUCCCGGGCUUUCAGGUAUACUCUUCGUGGCAUCACUGCCUUUUGUUGGGUCGUGUCGAGUUUCCUGGUGGUCUUGGAGGCUUAUGUUCAAAAUCACAUGCUCUUGGGUUUAGACUCCUCUCUCGACUGUUGGUGUGCUUAUUUGCUGGAUUGCCCGGAUUUCAGCUUGGGAGUAGAUAGUUGGAAUUGCCUCCAGGCUUUGUUGAAAUGCAUCAGCCGCAAAGUGGCCAAGAGUUUUCUCGUGAUGCAGAUCACCGGAGGUAUCGCUUGUAUCUACUGUUUAGCCUCCACCGUGAUGGUUGCAUUCCUUUCAGGCUUUUCAUUGAACGUCAUAUUGGUGGAAGGAGCCUUUCUGUUGCCCGUCCUAAUGCUCUUCUUUGUGGAGAUGAGGGUCUUUUGGCGCGGCACAGCCAUUACGGAGAAAUGUCGCAUCGUCCCAGCCUUUGUGAACCAAAUCCCAGCAGGACGACGGAUCAACAUGGAACGAUCCUACCUGGUUCAAUUCAUCACCGACAGCUCCGCCGGAUUCUUCGUGCGAGAAGUCAAGUUAACGCGUGAGAUGCUCUUGAAGAAUUUCAUGAUCAUCGGAGGCAUUUUGUCUGGUCUCGUGGCCGUGAUGUCGCGCGUUUGA
Molecule: messenger RNA, 4302 nt
Organism: Cladocopium goreaui
Lineage: Eukaryota; Dinophyceae; Suessiales; Symbiodiniaceae
Source: the annotation of a GenBank genome assembly